This is a messenger RNA of Tachysurus fulvidraco (yellow catfish), 3001 nucleotides long. Its product is annotated as oocyte zinc finger protein XlCOF6-like. The record is from RefSeq and is a predicted model, not a curated record. The coding region runs from base 587 to 2809 and encodes 740 amino acids. NCBI's taxonomy places the organism in Eukaryota, Metazoa, Chordata, Actinopteri, Siluriformes, Bagridae. Gene Ontology annotation, molecular function: protein binding; histone methyltransferase activity. The transcript is spliced from 9 exons.
UGUGUAUGUGUGUGUGUGUGUGUGUGUGUGUGUGUGUGUGUGUGUGUGUGUGCACUUUGGAUGGGUUAAAGGCAGAGAACGAAUUCUGAGUAUGGGUCACCAAACUUAGCCGUAUGUCACGUCACUAAAGUUUGCUGGUCGGGAGGCACAUACUUUUGUCCACAUCUUGUGUAGUUUGUGAGUGAAUUGAGAUGAUGGACAGAAACAGAAAUAUGGUUAUAAAGAUCCCUCCUUUCCUUCAUAAGCUCCUCCAUAACUGGAAGACUGUACUGAUAUUGUUCAACUUGGUCCAUCAUUUAUUCAUGUUUAUUAUUAUUAUUAUUAUUAUUAUUAUUAUUAUUAUUAUUAUUAUUAUUCCAGCACACUAGGUGGCGGAAGUGAGCUGUAAAGUUGCCAUGCCAACCAACACAAAGAAGAAGCGCUGCCUUAUUUUUAGUGUAUAAUCAGGCAGCUGCUUUUCUCGCAGCUAAUGCUAAUUAUAUCUGCAUCAAAAUAUUCCUGAGCGCAUUGUUACCAACAGCAAUGUGAGGUGAUCGAGUUAAACCCAGCUCAUGUUUCAGUUGUGCUCUAAAGUCCAGCAUCACCGAUGUUAACACUUAGACCUCUCACAAUGGAAUCAGAAGAUGUCAAAGACAGCUGUUUAGGAACAAUGGCUCCCAGUCUGGCUCUGGCGGGCUCACAGCUAAGUGAAGACACUUCAGCUGAGGAGACAUUAAACUCAGGGGGACGCGUCACCAGUGUGGACCACCAGAAGGUCGUAAAGAAGGAGGAACCCGAAGAUGACGGCUACACCUGUAUGACCGCAGAUGGAGAAAUAUCUGAUACCAACGUCACCCCUGUCGAGCAAUCGGACGAAGAAAGCAUGAAGACUGUUAAAGAAGAAGAAGAAGAAGAAGACGAAUUCCUCUGUGGAGGAACAUCGGUCUCUGUGAGACGUGUCGUCAUCGUGGACGAGAACAACGAAGAAUUUCAGAACAAGUCUAUAAAAGAGGAGGAACCUGAAGACGAUGACUAUCUGUACUGUGAGGAUUGCAGAUCUUUCUUCAUCAGCGAGUGUGAGGUUCACGGCCCGGCUCUCUUCAUCCGGGAUACGCUCGUCCCACUGGGGGUCGCUGACCGAGCCAAACAAACCCUUCCUCUCAGUCUAGAGAUUCUGAAGUCUAGUAUUUCUGACUCGGGCCUGGGAGUGUUUAAUAAGGGAGACACUCUUCCAGUUGGUGCGCACUUUGGGCCCUACGAGGGAGACCUGGUAGACAGAGAGGAAGCCAUGAACAGUGUGUUCUCUUGGGUGCUCUACAAGAACAUGCAGUGUGAGGAAUACAUCAGUGCCAAGAGAGAGACACAUGCUAACUGGAUGAGGUAUGUGAAUUGUGCUCGUAACAGCGAGGAGAAGAAUCUCAUGGCGUUCCAGUAUCAAGGAGGGAUUCUGUAUCGUUGUUGUCAAGCCAUCAAACCAGGGCAGGAGCUUUUGGUGUGGUACGAAGAAGAAUACGCCAAACAUCUCGGUGUUACAUUUGACUACCUGUGGAACAAAAAAUCAACAAACAGCAACGAAAUGAAGAGCUUUCCCUUGCAAGUAUUCUCCUGUUCAUCGUGUUCGUUUUCCUACACGUCCCAAAUCUACCUCCACAAACACAUCAAACGAUGCCAUAACGAAGAAUAUGUGAGACUCCUGAAAUGUGGAGCGAUUAAACAUAACAAUCAGACGUCUUCAAACAGUUCCAGCAGUCAGCAAAUGUCCCCUGGAAACGUCCUGGCUAAAAACGGACAAACGCAGAAAGAAAUCCAUCACUGCUCCGACUGUGGGAAGAGUUUUACUAACCCGAGUUAUCUCCUACAACACCAGCAAGUCCAUACACGAGAAAGGCCUUAUCACUGCUCGGAGUGCGGGAAGAGUUUCACAAGACCCAUUAAUCUCCAGAUACAUCAGCGCAUUCACACAGGAGAGAAACUGUAUCACUGCUCGCAGUGUGGAAAGGAUUUUACCCGACAAAAUCAUUUCCAGUUACACCAGCACAUGCACACGGGGGAGAAGCCGUAUCAGUGCUCGGAGUGCGGGAAGAGUUUUACCCGACCAGGUAACCUCCAGCUACACAAGCGCAUUCACACCGGGGAGAAGCCGUACCACUGCAUAGAGUGCGGAAGGAGUUUCACGCAACAGACAAGUUUCCAACUUCACCAGCGCAUUCACACAGGAGAGAAGCCAUUUUGCUGCUCACAGUGUGAGAAGAGUUUUACCCGGCUCAGUACUCUCCAAAGACACCAGCUCGUCCACACGGGAGAGAAACCGUUUCAGUGCUCAGAGUGCGGCAAGAGUUUUACACAGCAGGUUAAUCUCCAGCUUCACCAGCGUCUUCACACGGGAGAGAAACCGUGUCACUGCACACAGUGCGGGAAGAGUUUUACACGCCUCAGCACUCUCCAAAGACACCAGCGGGUUCACACGGGGGAGAAGCUGUAUCACUGCUCGGAGUGUGGAAAGUGUUUCACGCAACAGGUUAAUCUCCGAUUCCACCAGCGUGUCCACACGGGAGAGAAGCCCUUUCAGUGCUCGCAGUGCGGGAAGAGUUUUACUCACCUGAGUACGCUACAGAGACACCAGCGCAUUCACACCGGAGAGAAGCCGUAUCUCUGCUCGCAGUGCGGGAAGAGUUUUACCCACCUGAGUACGCUACAGAGACACCAGCUCAUCCACACAGGAGAGAAACCCUAUCUAUGCAUACAGUGUGGGAAAAGUUUUACUCAACUCAGUACUCUUCAAAAACACCAGCAAAUCCACACAAAAGAUAAAACCUACUACACCUCAUAGUGUGGGACAACCUUUACACAAAUCCUUAACGUUCAAACAAAUCAAACGGUUUAUUUACAGUUCAGUAUUGCCCCUUUUCCACCGAGGCAGUUUGAGUGCAGGUUCGGAGCCUAAUUUAGAACCAGUUCUUUCUUUUUCGACAGCCAAAGCACCGGCCCUGAACCAGGAAAAGUGGUUCUUAAGUAGCACCAA